CGACACAUGUACCAGACGCAUGCAUGUGAACCUUCGGGAGACAGAUGAAAGAGACCAGCUCGAAGUGAAGACCGCGAAGCUCUCGAUGGGUAACCAUCCCAACAUGACCCGUGAACACACGGUCAGUAACUGGACCGCCGUGAGGAGAGACGCGGGCUUCGAGGGUCCGGCGCUCGCGCUGCUCUCGGUCAUGAUGGUCAUUCUGAUUGCUGUGAUUGUGUGUGGAAACGCGUUGGUCAUCGUCGCCUUCAAGAUGGACAAGAGUUUGCGCAAACAGAGCAAUUAUUUCCUGCUAAACCUGGCCAUCUCAGACUUUCUCGUUGGUGCGUUCUGCAUACCCGUGUAUAUGCCCUACAUCCUGACAGGGAAAUGGAUGCUGGGUAAAGGACUUUGCAAGCUGUGGCUGGUCGUAGACUAUCUUCUCUGCACUGCGUCUGUCUUCAACAUCGUACUUAUCAGCUAUGACCGCUAUCUCUCCGUUACAAAAGCGGUAUCUUAUCGUGCCAAACAAGGAAUGAUACACUUUGCAGUGGUGAAGAUAGCAGCGGUUUGGAUUUUAGCCUUCCUCCUCUAUGGACCGGCCAUCUUAUUCUGGGAGCACCUGACAGGCAAGAGCCGUGUGCCGGACGAUGAGUGCUUUGCUGAGUUCUACUACACCUGGUACUUCCUACUUUCUGCUUCAGUGGUCGAGUUUUUCUUACCGUUUUUUUCUGUGGCUUUCUUCAACAUCAGCAUCUACCUCAACAUCCGUCAGAGGAGACUUGGCAGCAAGAGAGAAUCCUGUUCUCCAAAGAGCCAGGACGCUACAAAUCUGUACGGGGAGAAAGCACGCAUGAGCAUCCAAAUCUGCUGGAACUCCAUGAUGCUCAAGAAGAAAAGUGCAGCAGACGGCGAGAAGCGCUCAGAGAACGAUGGUCUGUCGAUGCGGUGUGUCCAGCGCUCACGUCUGAGGCAGGACAAAAAGAUUGCUAAAUCUCUGGCCAUAAUCGUGUGUGUUUUUGCGGUGUGCUGGGCGCCGUACACUCUGUUAAUGAUCGUGCGAGCGGCAUGCAGAGGAGACUGCGUGUCCCAUCACUGGUAUGAGGUGACAUUCUGGCUGCUGUGGCUGAACUCAGCGAUCAACCCAUUCCUCUACCCACUGUGCCACAGCAGCUUCCGAAGAGCCUUCUUCAAGAUCCUCUGCCCACGACAGAGGUCCAACAUACCACUGACCGCCCAUUCAUCCAGCACACACAGAUAGUUUGAGUGAUCAGAGGACAGCACACAUGUACUGAAAUAGCAUGUACAAAGAGGAUUUAAGUGCCUAUGUAUGGAAAGGAAUGUUCCAGGUUCAAUACAAGUCUGUCAACUGCAUUUGUGGCAUAAGAGGUGUUUACCUGACACCAAUUUUAACUUAAAAUGGAAAGCUUUUUAUGUGUUUUGGGUGCCAGAAAAUGCAAACUUUUGAAAACAUGUUUUAAAGUGCAAGUGUGCAGUAGGGGUGGGCGAUAUAGCCUCAAAAUUAUAUCACGAUAUUUCAAGAAUAUUUGCGAUGAUAUUUAUUACGAUAUAGAAAAAAAUAUGGAACAACGUUUUAUUGGUGAUUGCAGCUGGCAGGCAGCAGUAUGUAUUAGUGCAAACACAAUGAAGGGCAUUUUCCAUCCUUUUCCAAUGAGCUACUGUCAUUGAUGACAGACUAAUUCGAAGUGUAAAUCUAUUGUCAUAUGGUGGCAGAAGCAGCAUUAUAGUGCAAUAGUAGUGACCAGUGUAGGGCAAGUUUCUUUAAAAAAAUAUAUAUUAUUUUUAAAUAUUGAACACUAAUACAAAACAACAAAUGUAAAAAUACUUAUUUAACACUGUACAUUUUUUAACAUUCUAACAGACAUUGCUGAAAAUCUCCUAGAUUCUGUGAACCGUCUGUGGGUGGAGCAUCCACUCGUCCGAGGGGACAUUGCUCCGAUAUAGCAUGUCUGCUCCCUGGUUCAGCCUGCCUGGCACAUGCGUUGUUUCAGUAAACACAAGUUGAGCUGAGCCCAUUCCAAGAGGCAUUCUACCAGAAUGAAGAGGCGUUUCGAGGAUAGACUGCCCUGGCGAUCCAAUUUUGAAUGAGUCUGCAAGCUGCUGAAUUACCAGUACAUAUUCUGGCGUGACUACCACCCUCAUUUGGGCUGAGCCGAGAACUGUUCCCAGGAACGAUAUCCAUUGGCUGGGGGACAGUGUACUCUUGGCAAAAUUGACCCUGAGUCCCAGGCAUUCUGAGGAGGAAGGAUCUGUGAGAUAGUAGCUCGUCCUCUGACUGGGCCAGAUUGAGCCAUUCGUCGGGGUAAUUCAGAAUGUGGAUUCCCAUCUGUCUCAGUGGGGAAACUUUUUACUUUGUAAAAGUGCAAGGAGCUAGGGACAGUCCAAAGGGAAGGACCAUGUAUUGAUAAGCAACUCCCUCAAAGGCGAAUCUUAAGAAUCAUCUGUGGUGGGUGGCUAUCUGGAUGUGAAAGUAGGUGACUUUCCAAUCCAGUGAAAAGAACCAGUCCCCCGGCACACUUGCGAGAGGACCUGUUUCAAUGUAAUCUUUCUGAAAGGCCGUUUCACGAGGGCGCGGUUCAGGUGUCUGAGAUCGAGGAUGGGUCUUUGUCUGCCAUCCUUUUUGGGGAUAAGGAGCUAUUGUCUGUAGAAUCCUGACUCGCUCUGAGCUGGGGGAACCAUUUCUAUGGCUCCUUUCACCAGCAAAUUUAUC
This is a messenger RNA of Cyprinus carpio (common carp), 2710 nucleotides long. RefSeq names its product histamine H3 receptor. Gene Ontology annotation, molecular function: histamine receptor activity. NCBI's taxonomy places the organism in Eukaryota, Metazoa, Chordata, Actinopteri, Cypriniformes, Cyprinidae. The record is from RefSeq and is a predicted model, not a curated record. Gene Ontology annotation, biological process: adenylate cyclase-activating adrenergic receptor signaling pathway. Gene Ontology annotation, cellular component: membrane.